Molecule: messenger RNA, 1800 nt
Organism: Tilletiaria anomala UBC 951
Lineage: Eukaryota; Fungi; Basidiomycota; Exobasidiomycetes; Georgefischeriales; Tilletiariaceae
Exons: 2
Coding region: 1-1800 (599 amino acids)
Source: RefSeq, a predicted model, not a curated record
AUGCUUGAAGAGAGAAGAUCAAUACGGUACGCCUUCAUCCUGCUGUGGAACACGCACUUGUCCGGUUGCGGCGGCGACAGCGUCCAAAACCACGACGACGCAGGUGUUGAUACCCUGUGCGUCGCGAUAAGUGAUACGAGCAACGGCAAGGAUGCUGUCGUCCCCAUCUCGCGGCCCGCACGUGGCGCUUCGAGCACGCCGAAGGCCUACCCAUUCUCUCCACCUGUCCGCCGCUCGAUGCACGAGAUUACGGACAAGGAGCGGCUGGCAGCUCAGGAGCGCUUUCUCUUUGGCGACACGCAUUUCCAUGCGAUCCACCAAAAGCAGCAGCCCCAUAACACGGAUCAGCAACACGUUCCAGACCAGAUUGCCGAUACAGCCAAAGUUGCAGCAUCCAAAAACAAGGGUAGUACCAAAGCAGCAACUCCUCGCAGAGCAGCGCAAGAGCGACCCUCGAAUAAAGGGCGCUCGCCGAAGCAACAGAGCCGGCGAGAGACUUAUAAUGACAAAGGCGAUGAAUACAACAACGAGGACUAUUCCGCCGACCACGACGAUAACUUGCCACGACGACAGUCACGCUCACGCACCCGAACUCGCUCAGACUCAGACUCGGAGCGCUCAGCACUAAUCAACCUGUUCAGCGGCACGGCAUGGCUCGUGAUUCUGCUUGGAAGCUAUGCACUCGUCAGCCUCCGCAGCACCUCUUCGGUGCUCCUAUCCAUCCUUUUCCCCGUGUUCAGCCUAGUCGGGCGUGUGACGACUUCGGCGGCGUCGUCAGUAUACGCGUUCACCAAGUCGUGCGUCCUGCACAGUCUCAAGCCGGUCCGCCUGCUGCUGCUCGCGCCUGUCGCGUAUCUACUGCUCGGUCUCUAUUACAUCAUGCUGGAGCUCCCGCUCGCUGCGUUCAUCGUGGUAGGAAAGGAGCUCUACCCACUCUACCUCUUCCUGGGAGCCGCAGUGACGAUCGGGAUCACGCUCGGCACAGGCGCGGGUGUCGUGCUCCUGCUCGGCAGCUUUGUUUUCAAUGAUAGCAGCGCGGUGGAAAAACAGACUUUGAGCAGCCUCGGCAGAGGGGAUGAUGACGACGAGCGAGGCGCGAAAGGGAUGAAAAUUAACGAAAGGGGCACGCGCGUGGAGCCCAGUGACGUCCCCGCGCGUGGUGAGAAAGGCCGUGCGGUCGGUGCGAACAGUGGCAAUGGCAGUCAGCAGCAGAAGCAGAAGCAUCGGCGACGCUCAAGUGGCCGCGGCAAGAGCGUCAUCUCUCAAGCCAUACGCGAGCUAGCCUCGGUGCGGAGGCGAUCCCGCGCCGAAAAUGGAGGGUUUUUGGACGACGACGACGUGUUCGCACGCGACGUGGAAGACGAUCAGGAGGCGGCUUUCGACGUGAAGCUUAGCGCAAGGAGCGGAAUGUGGAGCGAGGACAGCGAAUUCAGCAGUGUCGAUGAUGUCGAUGAUAGGGCUAAGGACGGCAAGGCACACAAUAGCUCGGCGCGAGCUGCACCCGGCCGACCAUACAAGCAACAGCAACAGCAGCCGCCAAGAGCAACAUCGUUCUUUCCAAACAAUGUGAGCGCUCGUCCAUAUCAACAGCAGCCGAGCGGACCGGGUUAUAGCGGCAACGUGAGCACAGCGACAUCGGCGUCGACGUCUCCGCCAGAGAAGAGCCCGCAUGCGAUGCAAGCGGGCGCCUGGCCCGCUGCUUCGCCAAUCCAAGAACGGCUUGGCGGUGGUGCUGGGAGUGGUGGAAGGCUCCCGACCGGCGCUACCGGCCGCGGUGGCUGGAUACAUGAGCAUCCAUAA